Molecule: messenger RNA, 797 nt
Organism: Leptopilina boulardi
Lineage: Eukaryota; Metazoa; Arthropoda; Insecta; Hymenoptera; Figitidae
Product: probable oligoribonuclease
Exons: 4
Coding region: 113-658 (181 amino acids)
Cellular component (GO): mitochondrion
Molecular function (GO): 3'-5'-RNA exonuclease activity; nucleic acid binding
Source: RefSeq, a predicted model, not a curated record
UUAAGAACAUAACCAAAAAAAAAGUUAUCUCACGUGCUUGUCAAUUUUGUAAAGGAAAAAAAUUUAAUUAUUGAUCGGAAAAAGAAAAUUUAUAUUUUUAAAACUUUUAUUAAUGGAUAUAAACAGUGAUUAUAUCGUUUGGAUCGAUAUGGAGAUGACAGGCCUUGAUCCGAUAAAAAAUAAAAUUUUAGAACUAGCAUGUCUUGUAACUGAUAGUAAUUUAAAAAUAGUGAGCAAUGAAUUUCAUGUUAUUAUUCAUCAAUCAGAUGAUGAGCUCAAUGGAAUGGAUGAAUGGUGUACAAAUCAUCACGAAAAGUCCGGAUUAACAGAUGCUUCUAAAAAAAGUACAAUAAAAAAUUCAGAAGCUGAAUUAGAAUUAUUAAAAUUUUUACAAAAAUACAUUCCAAAAAGAAAAUGUCCUCUUGCUGGAAAUUCUAUUUAUAUGGAUCGAACAUUUCUCAUGACACAAAUGCCUUUAGUUAAUGAAUAUUUACAUUAUAGAAUAAUUGACGUUUCUUCUAUGAAGGAAUUAAUAAGACGCUGGAAUCCUUCUAUAUAUGAAGAUAGUCCAAAAAAAUUGUUAAAACAUCGUGCACUUGAUGAUAUUAAAGACAGUAUACGAGAAUUAGAAUAUUACAAAAGACAUAUAUUUCAAUGAAAAAUAGGGAAAAAUUAAUUUUUUAAAUAUUAAUAUCAACUAAUUUACUAAUUUGGAGAAUUUGUUUGAUUGUCAAUUGUUUUUAAAUAUAAUUUGUAAAUACUAAAUGAAAUAAAAUUAUGAAUUUUUUUAAAAAUAA